Ylistrum balloti is the source of this 1741-nucleotide messenger RNA. RefSeq names its product sphingosine-1-phosphate phosphatase 2-like. The record is from RefSeq and is a predicted model, not a curated record. Gene Ontology annotation, cellular component: endoplasmic reticulum membrane. Gene Ontology annotation, biological process: phospholipid dephosphorylation; sphingosine metabolic process. Bases 1 to 1365 code for a protein of 454 amino acids. Gene Ontology annotation, molecular function: sphingosine-1-phosphate phosphatase activity. Lineage: Eukaryota; Metazoa; Mollusca; Bivalvia; Pectinida; Pectinidae. The transcript has 3 exons.
AUGGAUCGUCUAAAGAACAUGCUCUUGUAUUUAGAAGGCCCAAAAAAUGUGGCUGACUUUCAGAAAUUGUGUGGAAUUGAAACAUUGAUACGGAAGGCAAAUAGGCCUAAUGGCUAUGAGACUACCGAUGUGAAGACUGAAAAUGGCGACGCCGGUAAGCAUUCGGACAAUUGCGAAUUGCGACAGAGAGAUAUACCUAACGGUUUCGCCAAGCAGGGCGAUUGUUCAGAAAACAAUUCCAAUACAUCACAAAAUGAAUUAAUUUCAAAUAGACUAAAUGGAAUUUGCCAUCAAACCACAAAUGGUUUUGUGAAAAAUGGACAUGUUCGAAAUGGAUUACAAACGAAUGAAUCAAUGUUAAAUAACAAAGACGAGGUAACGUAUAGGAUCCAUAACAGAUUGGUUCAUUAUCUGUUCCUAUUUGGCGCCGCACUAGGGAACGAGCAGUUUUAUUUGGUGUUUUUCCCAUUUUUAAUGUGGAAUGUUGACUGUCGACUACUAAGACAAAUGGUCAUAGUGUGGCAUGUCGGAAUGUACCUCGGACAGGCAGCAAAGGAUAUAUUCAGGAGACCCCGACCUGCAUCACCACCUGUGGCGUAUCUAGAGAAGAGAUAUGUCUCUGAAUAUGGCAUGCCAUCAACACAUUCUACAGUGGGUGCUAUCAUCCCAUUUUCAAUAUUGUAUUUGACCCUCAAUCAAUAUCAGUACAACUUUACUUUUGGUCUAACUGUGGCCUUGGUGUGGACAAUAUUAGUGGGCUGUAGUCGAAUCUAUCUGGGGAUGCAUACAGCGCUGGAUGUUAUAUGUGGGAUCCUGACUGCUUGCAUGAUUAUGCCAGUCCUACUGCCUCUGGUGGGGACAUUCGACUAUCUUCAGAUUACUCACCCGCUUGCCCCACUGGUCACAGUGCUAGGAUCCUUCAUCCUCUGCUUCGUGUAUCCACCUGUGAAGGAAUGGAAUACUGCUCGAGGAGACACCGCCACAGUGCAUGGUAUAGGGAGUGGCAUUUCCUUUGGAUGUUGGUUACAUUACAAUCUGGGUUUAAUGUAUGCUGUGCCUUCUGGAGCUCCCUAUGCAAUCAAGUUCCCAACAGUAGAAUGGGUUGCACUAAGCUUGGUGCGGAUUGCCGUGGGUGCCUCACUCAUUGCGGUAGGCAGACAUUUCGCAAAGAGGGGAGCUUUAAGAUUCCUGUGUUACAUGUACGGGCAAGACAGAAACAAUAUUCAAGUUCAGCGACAAAUGAAAGUGGAAACUCCGCAGAAGUUCUUCACCUAUUUCACAAUCUCUGUGGGAGCUGCUUUUAUAGCACCGGCUAUGUUUAGAACCUUCGGUAUCCACAGAGAGGCUUUCUUUACUGAAUUCUAGUGUCUCUAAUUUAUAUGUCAGAAAAAAUGCACUCAUGGUGGUCAUCACAUAUUUAGAUGUUAUAUAACCCAAUUGAACAGUUUUACAACCGCUUAGAUUUUUUUGCUUAUUUUAAUACAACUAUUAAAAAUGCUUGGAGGUAUGAAGAACAAAAGCUACAAAUGACAUUGGUCAAAGGGAGAUAAGCACCUCAAACAAGUUGAUGGCUGAACUCGUACAGAAAUGUUUUGUAAAUAAAUACCUAUGGAUAUGUAUGUUUUUAUUGUGGUGUUCAUUGAAGGUUUUUUUUUUUUUUUUUUUAAAGAUUUUGAUAUCAAUUGCAGUACACCACAUUAUUUUAAGAAAUUUUCAAACGAAAUAUCAAGAUAGAAAAUUA